Molecule: messenger RNA, 1569 nt
Organism: Gigantopelta aegis
Lineage: Eukaryota; Metazoa; Mollusca; Gastropoda; Neomphalida; Peltospiridae
Product: WD repeat-containing protein 3 homolog
Biological process (GO): maturation of SSU-rRNA
Cellular component (GO): small-subunit processome; Pwp2p-containing subcomplex of 90S preribosome
Molecular function (GO): protein binding; snoRNA binding
Source: RefSeq, a predicted model, not a curated record
AUGCGAUAUUCCCUAAGAGCUCGAAUCCCGUACAGCUGGUUUGAAGUUAGGGCGACGCUCCAGUCAGGAUUACCUCGUCUUCGGACGAGUGGCCACAAGUCAGCUGUUCUUUCAUUAGGAUUUGAUGCACUUGGAACUCGACUGGUCUCUGGUGGAAAGGAUACAGAUGUAAUUGUUUGGGAUAUUGUUAACGAGUGUGGGUUGUACAGUUCUAAAGAUACAUAUAUUAAAUUAUGGGACCUGGACACUUGUCAUUGUUUUCAGACUCUAGUUGAUCAUCGUAGUGAAGUUUGGGCAGGUGAACUCCUUAGAAAUGAGACAAGAUUAGUGACAGCAUCUUCUGACAUUGAAUUAAGAAUAUAUGACAUUUUACCACCACAAGAUAAUGAUAAAUCAAAGUGGACUAGAAGCGAAGACGAUAUCAAGUCUGGAUCUGGUCCUAUUUCAUGUUUGUUGCUAGGCAACCUCAAGCGCCAGUCAUCUAAUCGUGUGUUAUGUCUAAAAUGUGAUUCAAGUGCUGAUAAUUUAGUUGUCAUGCUUCUCCUCUCAUUACAUACUAAUAUGUUAGAACUUCAUACUAUCAACCUCACAUUAAGCACCUCCACCAUCACACACUCCAUCUCAUUACCCGGCCACAGAUCAGACAUCAGAACAGUUUCUAUUAGUAGUGAUGGAGAUUUAAUAGCAUCAGGUUCAUCAGAUAUGAUCAAAUUAUGGAAUUGUUCAAAUUUUCAAUGUAUCCAUACAUUAUUAUCAAAUCAUUAUGUAGUAUCUAGUACAUUUGUACCUGGUAAUAGACAUCUACUGGUUGGUACCAAGUCUGGUGAAGUUUUACUCUAUGAAGUGACAUCAGGAUCUUUACUAGAAACCUUUCAAGCUCAUACUGGUUCAGUGUGGGCAGUGGGUGUGGCUCCAGAUAGGCAAGGGUUUGCUACAGGAAGUGCCGAUCACGAUGUCAAAUUUUGGGAGUUUGAACUAACCACUAAUGAUAAUUACUUCCUUAUUAGGAAACGACUUACAGCUGCACAUGUUAAGACUUUAAAAAUGUCAGAAGAUGUGUUAGGUCUUAAGUAUAGUCCCAAUCAGAAGGUGUUAGCACUAUCACUAUUAGACUCAACUGUUAAAAUAUUUUUUGCUGACACAUUAAAGUUCUUUCUCUCCUUAUAUGGACAUAAAUUACCAGUAUUAUCAAUGGAUAUAUCAAGAUAUACUUUAUUGGUAAAUGGUUCUGCUGAUAAGAACAUAAGAAUAUGGGGAUUAGAUUUUGGGGAUUGUCAUCGUUCUAUCUUUGCUCAUGAUGAUAGUAUCAUGGCAGUCCAAUUUGUACCAGACACUCAUUUAUUUUUUACUGCUAGUAAAGAUAGAACAUUAAAAUGUUGGGAUGCUGACAAUUUUGAACAUGUACAGACUCUUGAAGAGAGAGAAGCAGAGUUUGAGAAGGCAGUUGCUGAAGGUGGUGAGCCAGUGCCUGAAAAGUAUGUGCUAACAGUUGUUAAAGGCAUACGAUCAAGUGAUCUAGAAGAGGCGUUGUUAGUUAUUCCAUUUUCGUAUAUGAUUGAUUUGUUAAGA